Colletotrichum higginsianum IMI 349063 is the source of this 288-nucleotide messenger RNA. RefSeq lists its product as uncharacterized. NCBI's taxonomy places the organism in Eukaryota, Fungi, Ascomycota, Sordariomycetes, Glomerellales, Glomerellaceae. Bases 1 to 288 code for a protein of 95 amino acids. The record is from RefSeq and is a predicted model, not a curated record. The transcript is spliced from 3 exons.
AUGGCGCCGCCGCUCAACAUGCUGAUCCGCGCCCUCGUGGCCUUUGAGGACGUCAUCAUCCGACAGAUCCUGAAAAGCCCCGGCUUCCACCGCGGCGUCGGCCGGGUCCAUCGCUACGUUGACGAGAAGCGCAACGGGCCCCUGCCGCAUGAGCCGUUGCGCCAGGGCCAGGCGUCUGCGAACCCGGAGGACCGAGGCUUCGUGCAGUACUUCCUCGACGAGCUCAAGAACCAGUUCCGCGGGACCCCGACGAACCCGCCACCUCCGCCCGGGCCGCCGAAGCGAUAA